This is a messenger RNA of Arabidopsis thaliana (thale cress), 1622 nucleotides long. RefSeq names its product coiled-coil protein. Lineage: Eukaryota; Viridiplantae; Streptophyta; Magnoliopsida; Brassicales; Brassicaceae. The transcript has 6 exons. The record is from RefSeq and is marked reviewed. Bases 183 to 830 code for a protein of 215 amino acids.
AGAAAAAAAAGUCAACAGCUUUGCUUUUUUUGUUUUGUUAUGUUUUUAAUUGUCGUGAGUGGUUACGAUUUCUUCAAUUUCGUAAACUUCUAGGGGAGAAACAAGGGAGAUAGAGAAGUGAGAGAGGGGGAAACCCUAGAUUCGAUCUCCAUUCGAUUUGAUUCGUUUCUCGAAUCGAAGCGAUGGUUUUCUACUUCAAGGCCCGUCCUGAUGCUGGCGACUACACCAUCUUCAUGGGGCUUGAUAAGUUCGAGAACGAGGAGCUCAUCAAGUACGGCUUCCCUGAAGAUGUCUGGUUUCACGUGGAUAAAAUGUCGUCAGCUCAUGUUUACUUGAGGCUUCAUAGAGGCCAAAGUUUUGAUGACAUUAGUGAAGGUGUGCUGGAGGACUGUGCUCAGCUUGUGAAAGCUAACUCCAUUCAAGGCAACAAGGUGAACAACGUUGAUGUUGUGUACACUCCGUGGUCCAACUUGAAGAAAACUGCCUCCAUGGAUGUUGGUCAAGUUGGUUUCCACAAUUCAAAGAUGGUCCGGACUAUCAGAGUGGAGAAGCGAGUCAAUGAAAUAGUUAACAGACUGAACAAAACAAAAGUUGAAAGAACCCCUGAUCUGAGAGCCGAGAGAGAAGCAGUGAAUGCCGCAGAAAGGGCAGAGAGGAAACAACAUCUGAGGGAGAAGAAGAAACGUGAAGAGAUAGAUAGGCUUGAGAAGGAGAGGCAAUCAGAGAUGAGGAGUUACAAGGGACUAAUGGUAACUGAUAAAAUGACAUCCAACAAAGACAUUGCUUCAAGCAACAAAUCGCUUCAAGAACUUGAAGACGAUUUCAUGUAAAAGCUCUGAAGAAAUGAGAAACAAAACAAACCAAGUCGGUAACAUUCUGCCAGAGAUGAUCUGGUACCGUCCUUCAAAGAAGGCUUAUGAUGUUCUACUCGCCUUAACUAUGAUGUUGAUGGUUGUCCGGUUCUAUGUUUUCUUUAAAAAAAUCUUGAAUACCUAAAACCCUAAUCUGGUUCUUGGACUCCUUGGUCCAUUGAAAUGUUUCAAAAGGAUUGAAUCUGAUCUGUGGGAAAAAGGAGAGCAUUAUAUUCUAUAUAUGACACAGGUGAACCAGUGAUCUGGUGCAAUUAUGGUUUACUCUGCAUUGCUGUGUAACCUGAAAUUUGUUUACUACCCCAUAAAGCUUCAUGUGUUACUCUGCAUUGGGUUGGGUUUUGGAAUCACUUUAUUCUUGACCAUAGUUGCUAUUGUUAAAACUUGCGGGUUGAAUUUAAACAGUCCUGUCUCGUGAUUGCAGUGGGUCUAUCGGGUUAUUACUGUAAGUUAGCGGGGCUAGUCACUAGUGCUUAGACUACUUUUUUUUAGCGACCAUAGUUGGCUUGUUGAUGAUAUAUGAUUUGAAAUAAUUAUGGUGGCCCCUAAAGUGAUUUGAAUCAAUAAUCCAACUGUUGGUGUACUUGGAAAUCUAAGGGUAUUAAAUAAAUCUGAGUGAAAAUUUGAAAAAAAGGGAAAAAGAAGGGAAAAUAAAGGAUAAGAAACUAAAUAAUUAUGUCCGUUAAAUACUAAAAAAAGAUAGGAGACACGUGACCGAAAAUAUUUAAAAUGGACGGCUGAGAUUAAGACUGA